Molecule: messenger RNA, 653 nt
Organism: Rotaria sp. Silwood2
Lineage: Eukaryota; Metazoa; Rotifera; Eurotatoria; Philodinida; Philodinidae
Source: the annotation of a GenBank genome assembly
GGGUGUGGGUGUGGGUGUGGGUGUGGGUGUGGGUGUGGGUGUGGGUGUGGGUGUGGGUGUGGGUGUGCGUGUGGGUGUGGGUGUGGGUGUGGGUGUGGGGUCAUGAAAAUAUUGUUGCUGGUGCAAGUCUUGGCGAUCUCUAUUCACCCAAUGUACGAUCAGUUCUUUGCGAAUUUACAACUUCCGGUACAGCGAAUGGUGAUGGAGCCGAAAUUGAGACACUUUCAUAUGAAUUACGAUACUGUCGACCAAACGAUCUCAAUGGUGAACCUACAGUGAUCAAAAAUACGAUGUCACUCAAAUUUGUCGAAGAUGAAUCACUUGUCACAGAGAUUAAUCCUCGUGUGAAAACUAUAUUUGCUUCUCAAACGGCUGCUGAAGUCGACAGAAAAAUGGCACAAUUAGUGAGAGAUGGCAAAAGAGAUGAAGCUAUUGAUAUGGCUACUGAACAAAUUGCGUUACUUAAAGAUGCUGCACAAUUUGAUGAUGAAAGAGGAUCCAUUUCAUUGCUACUUCAACUGGCUGAAAAAAUGCUUAAGAAGCUUAAAGAUGAAAGCAUCACCAGUACGCUUGUUUGUCGAAGAUUCGAACAUAAAGCUUACUUAGAAGAAGAAUGUGAUGAAGACGAUAUGGGUUAUGGUUUAUUUGAAUAA